This is a messenger RNA of Scophthalmus maximus (turbot), 2405 nucleotides long. RefSeq names its product acyl-CoA synthetase short chain family member 1 (gene acss1). NCBI's taxonomy places the organism in Eukaryota, Metazoa, Chordata, Actinopteri, Pleuronectiformes, Scophthalmidae. The transcript has 14 exons. The coding region runs from base 136 to 2208 and encodes 690 amino acids. Gene Ontology annotation, cellular component: mitochondrion. The record is from RefSeq and is a predicted model, not a curated record. Gene Ontology annotation, molecular function: acetyl-CoA synthetase activity; AMP binding.
CUAUCGACCAGAAGUUUUCUCUCCUGGAUCAUGAUCGAUCAGAACAAAGAGGAAGUUUGUGAAAGUUAUGUUACUGUACCUGAGAUCACCUGAGGGGGGAGGGGUCAGUCUCACGUCUGGACGCACAGGAUCAACAUGGCGGCUCACAGAGGUACCGGGUUCUUCUGGAUCCUCCUGAGCCGCUGCAGGACCCCGGGUCUCGGCCGGUCCACGACCCCGGUGCUGCGGCCCCUGUCCUCCCAGCCUCCUCCUCCGCCUCCAGCGGGCACCUGGACCUCCAGGCUGUCCCGGUUGUCCCACCAGGAUCUGUACCGGCUCUCGCUCACGGAUCCGGAUCAGUUCUGGGGAUCGGCCGCCGCCGACAGGCUCCGCUGGGUGGAACCGUUCCACCAGGUCCAGGACUGCGACCUGAGCAGCGGCAAGAUCCGCUGGUUCCUGGGAGGAAAGAUCAACGUGUCCGUGAACUGUCUGGACGUCCAUGUUGAGAAACAUCCGGACCGAGUGGCUCUGAUCUGGGAGCGAGACGAGCCUGGUACGGAGGUGAAGGUCUCCUACAGGGAGCUGCUGGAGACAACAUGCCGCCUCGCCAACACCCUGAAGAGCCAUGGGAUCCAGAAGGGGGACAGGGUGGCCAUCUACAUGCCAGUGUCCCCACUGGCGGUGGCGGCCAUGUUGGCGUGCGCUCGUAUCGGUGCGGUGCACGCGGUGGUGUUCGCUGGCUUCAGCUCGGAGGCUCUGGCAGGAAGGAUCCAGGACGCUCAGUGCAGGGCCGUGCUCACCUGUAACCAGGCCGUGAGAGGAGGACGAGUCAUCGAGCUCAAGUCGACCGUGGACGCAGCGGUGAAGAUCUGUCCGUCUGUCCAACACGUGUUCGUCUCUCAGAGGACACAACAACCUGCAGUGAUGGGAGAGCUGGACGUCCCCCUGGAGGAGGUCAUGUCCCGUCAACCCUCAGUUUGUCCUGCGGAGCCUCUGGAAUCUGAGGACUUCCUGUUUCUCCUCUACACAUCAGGAAGUACAGGGAAACCUAAAGGAAUCGUCCACUCACAGGCUGGAUACCUGCUGUACACCUCGCUCACACACGAGUACGUGUUCGAUCACCAGGAUGGAGACGUGUUCGGCUGCGUGGCCGACAUCGGCUGGAUCACGGGUCACAGCUACGUGGUGUACGGACCUCUGUGCAACGGAGCCACCACCGUCCUGUUCGAGAGCUCGCCCGUUUACCCAGACCCAGGCAGGUACUGGGAGACGGUGCAGCGUCUGAGCAUCACUCAGUUCUACGCGGCGCCCACCGCCCUGCGGCUGCUGCUCAAGUACGACGACAGCUGGGUGAAGAAGUACGACCGCUCGUCACUGAGGACGCUGGGGUCAGUGGGAGAACCCAUCAACCACGAGGCCUGGCACUGGUUCCACAGUGUGGUGGGUGACGGACGGUGUCCUGUAGUGGACACCUGGUGGCAGACAGAAACCGGAGGAAUCUGCAUUGCCCCUCGUCCUGCGGAGGACGGAGCGUCCAUCGUCCCUGCGAUGGCCAUGAGGCCGUUCUUCGGCAUCGAGCCGGUUCUCAUGGGAGAGAAGGGUGAAGAAGUGGGCGGAGCCUCGGUUUCCGGCGCCCUGUGCAUCCGUCAGCCGUGGCCCGGUUUAGCUCGCAGCGUCUUCAGAGAUCAUCAGAGAUUCGUCGACUCCUAUUUCAAACCGUUUCCUGGUUGUUACUUCACGGGCGACGGGGCGUGCCGUUCCGAGGACGGUCACUACCAGAUCACCGGUCGCAUGGAUGAUGUCAUCAACGUCAGCGGACAUCGUCUGGGCACUGCGGAGAUCGAAGACGCUCUGGACGAACAUCCAGCUGUUCCAGAAACUGCUGUGGUUGGAAUCCCACAUGACAUCAAAGGAGAAGUGCCCUUUGCCUUCGUGGUGGUGAAGCAGGACCCUGACGACCCCGUCCUCCUCCUGCAGCAGCUCAGAAACCUCGUCGCCACUAAGAUUGCGAAGUACGCAGUCCCCGCCCACUUCCUGGUGGUGAAGCGGUUACCGAAGACACGCUCCGGUAAAAUCUUGAGGCGCAUCCUGAGGAAGGUUGCCAUGGAGACGACCGGCGACCUCGGCGACGUGUCGACUCUGGACGACCCGUCCGUCGUCAAGGAGAUCGUCGAGGCGCACAAGCUGUACCGGAAGCAGAGGAGUCAGGAGGAGGGGGGAGGGGCCUAAAAACUUUAUGAAUCAUAAAUUGGUCAUAAGUUUUGAUUUUAAUUUAGCAAUAAACGACAGUAAAUAAUCUGCACUUUGUUUCACGUGUCACUUUGAGUUGAUCAAUAUUAAUAUGUGACUGAAUAUUAAUAAUAAGAACCUGUCUGAUUCAUUCAGAUGAUUUUGUUUGAUCAGAAUAAAAAUAUUUUACAUCAUGA